AUGAGUUUUUUGAAGAAAAACCAACUAGGUAAAUUCAAUCCGGAUUAUCAGAAGCAACGAAAAAUAGAAAGAGAGCAACAAGAGAUCAUGGAAAAAGAACAAAUAGAAAAAAUUGAAGUUGGACAACGUUGUUGCAUUCGUUUAUCGAAUAAACCUGUCCGAACCGGUACAGUCAUGUAUAAAGGACGAUUAAAUGGUAAACAUGGCUAUUGGGUGGGAGUGAAAUACGACAAGCCAUACGGCAGACACGAUGGUUGUUUGGACGGUAAACGAUAUUUUGAAACUUCUCAUAAACACGGAUCUUUCAUUACUCCUUCGGCUAUUGAAAUUGGCGAUUUAUCAGCAAUUGAUGAUGAACUCUAA
This is a messenger RNA of Sipha flava (yellow sugarcane aphid), 363 nucleotides long. RefSeq names its product tubulin-folding cofactor B-like. Gene Ontology annotation, cellular component: microtubule plus-end; cytoplasm; nucleus. The transcript has a single exon. The coding region runs from base 1 to 363 and encodes 120 amino acids. The record is from RefSeq and is a predicted model, not a curated record. NCBI's taxonomy places the organism in Eukaryota, Metazoa, Arthropoda, Insecta, Hemiptera, Aphididae. Gene Ontology annotation, biological process: cytoplasmic microtubule organization. Gene Ontology annotation, molecular function: microtubule plus-end binding.